This is a messenger RNA of Manihot esculenta (cassava), 2335 nucleotides long. RefSeq names its product ATP-citrate synthase beta chain protein 2. Gene Ontology annotation, molecular function: ATP citrate synthase activity. Lineage: Eukaryota; Viridiplantae; Streptophyta; Magnoliopsida; Malpighiales; Euphorbiaceae. The transcript has 18 exons. Gene Ontology annotation, biological process: acetyl-CoA biosynthetic process; tricarboxylic acid cycle; fatty acid biosynthetic process. Gene Ontology annotation, cellular component: cytosol. The record is from RefSeq and is a predicted model, not a curated record. Bases 236 to 2062 code for a protein of 608 amino acids.
CUCCAAGGAUAAUCCGCAAACACUACGUUAUGCAUAAAUUCCUCUGAGUGGGCUAACUACUAUGUGCCACGUGAACUGCUGCCCCUCCCUCCUCCAGUGGUAGCUGCAAUUUUCUUCUACGCUUCUCCCCUAUAUAUUCCCCUUCCCUCUCAUAUCUCGAUUCCUAAAUUGUUUUUGCAAGGCUUAAUUAAGGGAGAGUCUCUCCAUUACGCCUCGGGUCUCUUGAGCCUACACCAUGGCCACUGGACAACUCUUCUCUCGUACUACACAGGCUUUGUUUUACAAUUACAAGCAGCUUCCCAUCCAGCGCAUGCUUGAUUUUGAUUUCCUUUGCGGGAGAGAAACUCCAUCUGUGGCUGGAAUUAUUAACCCUGGUGCAGAGGGAUUCCAGAAGCUCUUCUUUGGUCAAGAGGAAAUUGCCAUCCCUGUACAUUCAACUAUUGAAGCAGCUUGUGCAGCUCACCCAACGGCUGAUGUAUUUAUUAACUUUGCAUCAUUUAGAAGUGCAGCUGCAUCAUCCAUGGCUGCCCUGAAGCAGCCUACCAUUCGAGUUGUGGCUAUAAUAGCUGAGGGAGUUCCUGAGUCUGACACCAAACAUUUAAUUGCAUAUGCACGGUCCAACAAUAAGGUUGUCAUUGGCCCAGCUACUGUCGGAGGCAUUCAGGCUGGAGCAUUCAAGAUAGGUGACACUGCUGGAACAAUUGAGAACAUAAUUGCUUGCAAGCUGUACAGGCCCGGAUCUGUUGGAUUUGUGUCCAAAUCUGGUGGUAUGUCAAAUGAGCUAUACAAUACAAUUGCCCGUGUUACAGAUGGUAUAUAUGAAGGUAUUGCAAUUGGAGGAGAUGUGUUUCCAGGCUCCACUCUUUCUGAUCAUGUUUUGCGGUUUAACAAUAUCCCACAGGUUAAGAUGAUGGUUGUACUUGGGGAACUUGGUGGACGAGACGAGUAUUCCCUUGUUGAAGCCCUCAAACAGGGAAAGGUGACCAAACCAGUAGUUGCUUGGGUCAGUGGAACUUGUGCUCGGCUCUUCAAAUCAGAAGUGCAAUUUGGCCAUGCUGGUGCUAAAAGUGGUGGUGAGAUGGAGUCUGCUCAAGCAAAAAAUCAAGCACUAAAGGAUGCUGGAGCUGUAGUUCCCACUUCAUAUGAAGCUUUUGAGACUGCAAUUAAGGAAACAUUUCAGAAGCUGGUUGAAGAGGGUAAGAUUGCACCUGUAAAGGAGAUUAAACCUCCUCAAAUCCCUGAAGAUCUUAACACAGCAAUUAAGAGUGGCAAAGUUCGGGCUCCAACUCAUAUUAUUUCCACAAUAUCUGAUGAUAGAGGUGAAGAACCAUGCUAUGCUGGUGUGCCAAUGUCUUCCAUUGUUGAACAGGGUUAUGGUGUUGGUGAUGUCAUCUCUCUGUUGUGGUUCAAACGCAGCCUUCCACGAUACUGUACUCAUUUCAUUGAGAUAUGCAUCAUGCUAUGUGCUGACCAUGGUCCUUGUGUCUCUGGUGCUCACAACACUAUAGUAACAGCAAGAGCUGGAAAGGACCUUGUUUCUAGCCUUGUCUCAGGUUUGCUCACAAUUGGUCCCCGCUUUGGUGGUGCUAUUGAUGAUGCUGCGCGAUACUUUAAGGAUGCUUAUGACAGGGGUUUAUCACCCUAUGAGUUUGUUGAAGGCAUGAAAAAGAAGGGUAUUCGUGUCCCUGGAAUUGGGCACAGGAUUAAGAGAGGUGACAACAGGGAUAAAAGGGUAGAGCUCUUACAGCUGUUCGCUCGCACACAUUUCCCUUCUGUAAAGUACAUGGAGUAUGCCGUUCAAGUUGAAACCUAUACUCUAUCGAAAGCCAAUAACCUGGUGCUCAAUGUUGAUGGUGCGAUUGGGUCUCUUUUCUUGGAUCUUCUUGCUGGCAGUGGAAUGUUUACCAAACAGGAGAUAGAUGAGAUUGUUGAGAUCGGUUACUUGAAUGGGCUCUUCGUGUUGGCACGCUCCAUUGGUUUGAUCGGGCACACAUUCGACCAGAAGAGAUUGAAACAGCCUCUGUACCGUCACCCAUGGGAGGAUGUUCUCUACACCAAGUGAGAGAAUUGCAGAUGGCAGUGUUGUUCUUUUGACAGGCUGAGGGGCCAUAAUUGUAACAUGUAUCAGAAGAGUUUACAAGCUAAGUUCUGACCAUUUUAUUCAGAGAAAUGUUGCCUUGGAAGUGAUUUUUUUUUUUUAAAAAGAUGCUUAUGUGGAAAAGUUUUACCCACAUUGAUUCUAGGGUCCGUUUGGUUCGCUAAUUUGUGUUACUUUCCACUUGGUUGUAAUAUUAAAAAAAUAAAAAUAUUAGAAAGGAAGUGAUUUUCUUUGCAA